AUGUCGAAACUAAUCGACGCACUACAACAGCAAGAAGAACUCUAUGUAAAACGACCACCAUUACAUUUACGAUCAUCCAAGAGUACAUCCAUUCGGCACAAUUUGUUAUUAUCGCCUACCCGAACAACAAGCGGUUCUCUUCGUGGUGGGCCCACAAGUAGUAUCAGCCGAAGGAAAAGAACCAACAGUUUCCAUAAAACAAUAAAUGAAGAAAAGAAAGACAUAAAGCUACUUCCACGUCUUGAAGAAGAAAAUGCUAAUUUGCCACCACAGGAUUCUGUAGAAUUUAUUCUUGCACAAAUCGAAAGACAAAAUGCUAAACUUGAUGAAGACCCAAAGUCAGUUUGUAUACAGUCAAAUCAACUAAAAACACAUUUCUCGACCAUACAAAAUUUAGCUAUGACUUCUGCUGCUGCCGACGGGGAUGAACAACAAGACAACAGUGGUGAAACAAUAGAUUGGGAAUUUUGGGCUACGUUAACAGAAGAUUUCAGUGCUGUAGCGCUCAAAUUACCCCAUUUGGUUUCGGCGAAAUUAAGGGCAGGCAUCCCACCUAAAGUAAGGGGUGUAAUUUGGCAGGCUAUGUCUCAGUCAGCUUCUCUUAAUCUUGAAACUGUUUAUGGACAACUUGUUGCUGAACAUUCUCCAUAUGAACGCAUUAUCCAACGUGAUUUGGCGAGAACAUUUCCUGGUAUAGAUAUGUUUAAACAAGAAGGUGGAUCAGGACAACAAGCGUUGCAGAGAGUCCUUAAAGCAUACAGUUUGUAUGAUUCUUUAGUGGGCUAUUGCCAAGGACUAGCAUUUCUUGUUGGUCCGUUGCUAUUAAACAUGCCAGAACAACAAGCCUUUUGCGUAUUCGUUAGACUUAUGGAGACAUAUGAAAUGAGAACGAUGUUUACUCUCAAUAUGGAAGGACUGCAGCUGAGGCUCUAUCAAUUUUCCAGCCUUCUGGAUCAAAUCUUACCCAGUUUGUCAAACUACUUGAAAGCCAACGAAGUCAAUGUGCCAAUGUACGCUUCUCAGUGGUUUUUGACACUAUUCGCUUAUGCCUUUCCAAUGGAGCUCAUCCUACGUAUAUACGAUAUUGUAUUUGCCGAAGGAGCAGCGGAAACCAUCAUGCGUGUAGCGAUUGCAAUGUUGAAGCGGUCCGAAGAACGAAUCCUGCAGCUCACGGAAUUUGAAGAUAUUCUCGACUUUUUAUCCAACAAAUUGUAUGAUGCUUAUGAUAACGAUCCUUCACAAGUUAUUUCAGAUGCUGUCAGUCUCAGUGGGCUUAUCACAAAAGAUAAAAUGGAUCAUAUAGCAGAGACCUAUGUCACAGAAUUAGAGCAGGAGCAGAAGCAGACAGAGCAAGUAUUGGCUGUUCGAUUCAAUUUUUGGUCCAACAAGAGCAAACAUGGUUGUCAUAACAGUAGUAGCAACAAUUCCGAUUGCAGUAACAAUAAACACAACCUUCGAAGAAAAAAGACAAUGUCUUGGUAUAGCAAUGCACCCAAAAAAUCAAUGGAUUCAGAUCGAACAUCUAUUUCCUCAUUGAAAGAGCCGGAUACAUCCAUGUUACAUCAUCAAAUAGAAGAUCUAUUACUUGCUCUGUCACAGAUGCAAAGGGAAACGAUCGAAUUGAAGGAUGAUCUGAUGCAAGCUAGACUUGAAAAAAUGGAUGUAGAGGCUGAAAGAGACGCUUUGAAACUCACCAUGGAGAAUGCAUUUGGUCAAAGCAACAGGUAUGAGAAGGAAAUGGCAGAGUUGAAAGCGGAAAAUUGUCGUUUGCAGCAAGAAAAUGAUGAACUUGUGCUUCAACAAUCAAUGUCCAAAGAUGCUUUAUCAGCGCUGGUCGAACGUAUGCUGGAUAUAAAGAACAAAGCCGAUCUAUUAGAGCAGGAUAAUGUUCAACUAUCAUUGGAGAAUCGACGGUUAGAAGACGAUAGAAAACGAUUGAACAUGCUAUUUAACUCAUCCCCUUUGAUGACGUAUACAUCCACCUCGCCUACCAGCUCCUCUUCCAUCAAGAGUUAA
This is a messenger RNA of Mycotypha africana, 2016 nucleotides long. Its product is annotated as rab-GTPase-TBC domain-containing protein. Bases 1 to 2016 code for a protein of 671 amino acids. The transcript is spliced from 2 exons. The record is from RefSeq and is a predicted model, not a curated record. NCBI's taxonomy places the organism in Eukaryota, Fungi, Mucoromycota, Mucoromycetes, Mucorales, Mycotyphaceae.